GUUGGCAGUGUGACAAUGGAUUUCACUAGAUUCAUGAAUAAAUUCAACGAAAUCGAACGCCAGCUGUCGCCCACAUCGGCGCUGCGUCUGAGCUUUGAUAAUAUCUCACCGGAGACCGAAGAACCGCCGGAUGGCAAACGAUUGUGGGGAAUGCCAGUGCCGCCCUUUGUCUCCGAUAAGGUCGUCUCCUGGAUCGAGGAGGAGUUCAACGAGGCGCCUGUCUACUACAACGGCAACUGUGUCCUCAAAAAGGUGGAAAAUGUGCGCAUGAUUGAUCGCUAUAACACCAAAAAUCCGACAGUUGGCACUUUGUAUCUGACGGCCACACAUUUGAUAUUCGUGGAGCCCGACAGUAACAAGGAGACCUGGAUUCUACACAUGCACAUAGCCAGCAUUGAGAAGUUGCCGCUUAGCACCACGGGAUCGCCACUCUUGAUACGCUGCAAGACGUUUCUGUCCGUGACAUUUGUAAUACCCAAGGACUCGGAAUGCCAUGACGUUUAUACAUCGCUUUUGAAGCUCUUUCAACCGGUUUCCAUCAACAAGUUGUACUGCUUCAACUAUCAGCCGGCUAAAGAUGAUUUUCCCAAGAAUGCUGGCUGGGAUUUCUUCAAGUUGGAGGCCGAAUUUAAGCACAUGCUGGUGCCGAAUGACAACUGGACACUGUGCUCCAUGAACGAGAAGUAUGAGCUGUGUGAUACCUAUCCGCGACAGAUCUAUGUGCCCAAGGAAGCCACCACAUUAAUGCUCUUAAGCAGCUCACGUUUUCGCUCCAAGGGUCGUCUACCCGCAUUGACCUAUUUGCACAACAAUAAGGCAUCCAUAUGUCGCUGCAGCCAGCCGCUGUCGGGUUUCAGUGCGCGUUGUUUGGAGGACGAGCAAAUGUUGGAGGCCAUACGCAAGACAAAUACCAAUACCGACUACAUGUACGUGGUGGAUACCCGACCACGUAUAAAUGCCAUGGCCAAUCGGGCCGCGGGCAAGGGCUACGAGAACGAGGCCUUUUAUGAGAACAUCAAGUUCCAUUUCCUCGGCAUUGAGAACAUUCACGUACAACGUGCCAGCCUACAAAAGGUGCUGGAGGCUUGCGAACAGAAAUCACCCACAAUGAGCGCAUUUCUAAAUGCCCUGGAGUCAUCCGGCUGGCUAAAACACAUUCGCUCCAUAUUGGACACGUCGAGCUUCAUUGCCAAUGCUGUCGAUAAAGGCGUCUCGGUGGUUGUGCACUGCUCCGACGGCUGGGAUCGCACUGCACAAGUUUGUUCGCUGGCACAGCUUAUGCUGAAUCCGUAUUAUCGCACAAUUAAGGGCUUUCAGGCCCUCAUCGAGAAGGAUUGGUUGGCAUUUGGACACAAAUUCAGCGAGCGUUGUGGCCACAUCCAAACGGAUGGCCGUGAGGUGUCGCCCAUUUUUACGCAGUUCCUUGAUUGCACCUGGCAGCUGAUGACGCAGCGCAGCGAGUCCUUUGAAUUUAAUGAACGUUUCCUGCUCAUACUACAUGACCAUGUGCACUCCUGUCAAUUCGGCACGUUCGUCGGCAACUGCGAGAAGGAUCGCCUCGAUCUAAAGCUGGCUGAGCGCACGUUUUCGCUGUGGGGUUACAUGUCCAACCAUUUGAACGAGUAUAUUAAUCCGCUGUACAAACCCAACGUAGAUGAGUCGAUCAAGGCCAAUCUGGCGCCGCAGUGCAUUAAAUUCUGGCGGGGCAUGUACAGUCGCUUUGAGAGCGGCAUUCAUCCACGCGAACCGCUGGGUGAUCUAUUGUUGGACAGCAAAGAGCAUUGCAACUCUCUGGAAGAUCAUGUGCAGCACUUGACGAAACGCAUUGCUAGCUUCAAGAAUUACAUUUCCAAGUCGGCCAAGAAACUGCAGGAUGCGACCACCACCAACCCCAAAGCGAGCAAGGAGGCGACCUCCAAUGAAAUCAAUGACAACAAAUACAACUACGAUAAGAAGCUUAGCGAAUUGUCCGCAGCAGACGAUGAUCAUCCGCUAAAGGCGAACAAUAUGUCCUUUGCGAAUCUGUCGCUUAAUGCCGAGCAGUCCAGCCCAGAAGGCUUGACCGAGGAGAUCUCCUCCGUUGCAGUAGAUUGGAAGCCCAUGCGCAAUGUUACCUCCUGCUCCUGCUCCACACCCUUCGAUCAAUUCACCAAAAAGAUACAUUGUUUUCGCUGUGGAGACAUCUUCUGCGAGCGCUGUAUUGAUAAGAACGUAGCGCUACCAGGACACGACAGCGGCAAGCCGGUUCCUGUGUGCCGUGGCUGCUUUCGGCAAAUGCAAAAGCAGAGUCCUUAAGCCCAUACAUAGUAUAAUCCUAGCUGUAAAUUGUUGAGCAUGUGACGUGGAGUGAAUGUAGAAACAAAGAGACAGAGAGAGAGAGCGAAAUCGAGAGUGUGAUCAGAUUAGUUUUGGGUGAAAUACAUAGACAUACAGCUAUAAAUAUUAUA
Molecule: messenger RNA, 2447 nt
Organism: Drosophila innubila
Lineage: Eukaryota; Metazoa; Arthropoda; Insecta; Diptera; Drosophilidae
Gene: Mtmr6
Product: myotubularin-related protein 6
Exons: 10
Coding region: 16-2295 (759 amino acids)
Biological process (GO): dephosphorylation
Molecular function (GO): metal ion binding; phosphatase activity
Source: RefSeq, a predicted model, not a curated record